UGACAGUCGCUCGCUGCGGUAGGUUGGCCACGAGUACUGGAAACUCCCACCUCAAGGUUGCACGGGCAGCAAAACCAGCGCUGCACCGAACUGCGAGCUGCGAACGGCAGUCCCCUAGAUACGUAUCCUACGAGUAAUAAGUAUAAGACCUUCCCAUUUUAUCAGACCCGCGAUUCCCACGAUGUCCAUUCCGUACGUCUUCAUCCUGAGUUUUAGCCAUCUACUACUAGUAGUAUCAUAUGUUCCCACUCGAUGUUUCGCUCCGGGCCCUAGUGCCGUCUAACAUUGGCGAAGACCACGGUCACCAUGCAAGCAGAUGGGAUCCCCAGCACGGAUUCUACGACCGUGAUUCAUAUUUAACGUUUCAAUACGACGACUUUCUCCAGUUUCCCGACCCGCCAUUCGGGGCGAGCGACACCGCCGAAAGCUGGGACCAAGAGCCUCUGAGUAUUAUAGCCUCCGAGCUAUGCGGCGACCCUACCACUUAUCCGGAGCCGAAGCAAGAGAUUUUCUUCGACGGCGGCCUUUCCGACAGCAUCCUUGUCAGACAGGACACGAGCAGUGGCAAUGCCAAGUCCGUCCUCCAGCCCUCCUGCUGGCAUCAAUGCCCUGACUGUCACAAGCAAUUCACCGCGGAACGACUCAGGACGCAUCGCAAGCCGCGAGCACCGGGCCAAGCUCCUUCGUGUAAAAGCCGAUACCCCUGCCCGGCCGAGCAAUGCGGGAAGGACUACGCGGACAAGCCGGGGCUGGCUCGGCAUGUCCGCCAGUGCCGGCACCUUAACGCGGACGGUCAGAACCCAGCGGGCUACCAGUGUCAUUGUGGCAAGUCAUUCGGCCGCUGGGACAAGUUUGUUGCUCACCACAAACGCGGUUGUUGGAGCGUUGAAGACCAACAGCGACACGCCGUGCGCUACGUCUGCCAAUGCAAGGAGUCUUUUCAGAGUUUCUCUUCCUUCCUGGAGCACCACCGAUCGGAGUACAAGAAGGUUGGACGACCGAAGAAGACACCGUCAAUGUAAAAUUACUGACAUGGCCUCCCCACUGAUCCCCUCGGAUCUGAUCUGUACCUACUUUACAGAUUUAGUAUAACUUGAAUGAGUCCAAGGAAUCAAGCGAAGUUUGGUAUGGAG
Messenger RNA from Chaetomium strumarium, 1133 nucleotides. RefSeq lists its product as uncharacterized. NCBI's taxonomy places the organism in Eukaryota, Fungi, Ascomycota, Sordariomycetes, Sordariales, Chaetomiaceae. Bases 240 to 1022 code for a protein of 260 amino acids. The record is from RefSeq and is a predicted model, not a curated record. The transcript has 2 exons.